AUGGAGUUAGACGAACCGAAUCACGGAGGAGCUGCUGCUGGCAUCGCAGACAAGGGCACGUUCGACGCAGCAGCCCCGUCUGCAAAAGAGAAAGUCGUCGAGAUCGAAGUUCACGGUUUGAAGGCCAGGAUCUUCCUGAAUUGUUCCGAAGAAGACCUCGUCCCUUCACGAUACCUCAGAAAAGCCGAGCGAUCACCCGUGGCACAACGCACGAUCUGGCUUUUCCGUCACCAACAGAAUGCGCGCCAGGUCAAUCUGAACCGGUGGUCGAAGGUCGACAUCCGUUUCCGAGGGGUGUUUAAGACGCUUAAGAAGGUACCGCGAUUUCGAAAGGGAUUGUACGAAGAUGAUGCAGGUGCGUUGAAGAUCACGCGUGAGACAGAGAAUCACGAAUCUUAUUUUUAUCUUCGUGCUCGACUGUUGAGCUGCCAAUUGGAGUACUGGACCGGAUAUCGCGAGAAGUACAAGGAUACCCCGAUUACGGCGGGAUUGUUAGCCGUCGAACAUCACCCGGAGCAACAUUCUACGCGUACGGUUCUCCCUGUAUCCACGUUGCUCAUGAACAUCCACCGCUUGCACCCCCCUGGCGAUAAGUUCCCCGACCAAGAAGUGUUUCUGAUCGGCUUGCAUGGAUCCCGAUUGCAUAUCUUUCGAGGCAUCUUCCCUGGACACAAGACCUCUCGGCUCUGGAGCGGCCGGCACAACGCAUCUGGAACCGACACGGAGAUGAGGCAACUCGUCGUCAGUAGUGCCAACCACCGGUUCUACGGCCGACAGAAUCUAGAGCGGUUCAUGCAGAAGGUCGAGUGGCUCCAAUUGUCAACCUCUGACAGCGAGCCGGAUCCGCGCGUCUUUCGCAUCCUGGGGAGUAAGGAAUACGAUCUGUGGGUUGAAUCGGACUUUUACGCCGCGCUGCGAUUGCUGGUGGGUUUGAUCAUGUAUCUGAUGAGCGGGCGCGCACGGUGUGGCAUCCUGCAAUAUAAUUUUAGUUGCUCGCCGUAUGAUGAGGAUGACGAGCCCGACUCGGAGGAUGAGGAGCUGCGAAGGAAGGUCGCGCAGGAGGAAGACGAUGUGGUCCAACAGGAACGAAAGCUGAGGACCCUGAAAAAGCAGAAACGGGAGGAGGAUCAGGAGCGGUUUUGGAGGCGAGAGGCAAUGCGAUCGUCGACAAACGACCGCAUUGGAGGAUUCAAGGAUUUUCGCCAACCGUGGUGGGACUGGGUCUGGGAGGACAAGCAUGAUGAUGGAUGUGCCAAAGAUGAUGCCGACGUGAUUUUUGAAGGCCCUUAA
This is a messenger RNA of Aspergillus pseudotamarii, 1290 nucleotides long. RefSeq lists its product as uncharacterized. The record is from RefSeq and is a predicted model, not a curated record. NCBI's taxonomy places the organism in Eukaryota, Fungi, Ascomycota, Eurotiomycetes, Eurotiales, Aspergillaceae. The transcript has 5 exons. Bases 1 to 1290 code for a protein of 429 amino acids.